Callithrix jacchus (white-tufted-ear marmoset) is the source of this 2857-nucleotide messenger RNA. The record is from RefSeq and is a predicted model, not a curated record. Lineage: Eukaryota; Metazoa; Chordata; Mammalia; Primates; Cebidae.
AUCUCAACACUUCUGUUUGCAACACUGUACCUCCUCUGCCAUAUCUUCCUGACCCGCUUCAAGAAGCCUGCUGAAUUCACCACAGUGGAUGAUGAAGAUGCCACAGUCAACAAGAUUGCCACAUACAGAGAAUGAGAGAGUGAUGACUCCUCCAAGUCAAUAGAUCAGAAGGCGGUCCUCCACCCUUGAUGGACCAAUGAGAUAGAAGUGCCCCUCUUCAGUGGAUGCAGCCCUGGGCAUAGCCUUGGCUAUGAAGAUAGGUUUCAGUUUCUCCUUUUCCUCCUUUGCCCUCGUGCCUUUGUGCAGGGCAUAGCCAUAUGGGAUGAACCUGUGCUUAUCUGGUCUAAAAGAGGCAAGCUCAGAAAUUCAUAUACCUAGGCUGGGCACGGUGGCUCACGCCUGUAAUCCCAGCACUUUGGGAGGCUGAGGCGAGCAGAUCAUGAGGUCAAGAGAUCAAGACCAUCCUGGCCAACAUGGUGAAACGCUGUCUCUACUAAAAUUACAAAAAUUAGCUGGGCGUGGUGAUAUGCACCUGUAGUCCCAGCUACUUGGGAGGCUGAGGCAGGAGAAUUGCUUGAACCCAGGAGACAGGUUGCAGUGAGCCAAGAUUGCGCCACUGCACUCCAGCCUGGUGACAGAGCGGGACUCCAUCUCAAAAAAAAAAAAAAAUCCAUAUCCCUGAGCAAAGAAGAGAAGCCAGGCCCCCUAGCUUUGGAAUCAUACCUGGCAUAACCUACAUACCUGGCAUCUAUAGGAGGACCACAUUCCUGGGACAGCCUAGGCAUGUGUCAUGGCAGGUGACCAGGUUCCCAUGAAUGCCUGAGGCUCUGCCCAUCCCAUGUGCUCCGGCUUACCUGGAGGUAAAGGACUAGGGAGGGGCGGCAGUGGGUAGAACCCCAGCUGGACAGCUCCUUCCAUUGCUCUGUCAUUGCUAUAGCUGGUUCUCAAAGCCACAGGUGCCCUCAGGGCAAAUGGGGCUUCUCCAGCACAGGGUAGUGAGUCCUGAGCUAAGCAAGGACACUCUCCCUUUCUCUGCCCAGGCUUGAGCUGUGCACCUUUACCCUGGCAGUUGCCCUGGGUGCUGUCCUGCUCCUGCCCUUCUCCAUCAUCAGCAAUGAGGUGCUGCUCUCCCUGCCUCGGAACUACUACAUCCAGUGGCUCAACGGCUCCCUCAUCCAUGGCCUCUGGAACCUUGUUUUUCUCUUCUCCAACCUAUCCCUCAUCUUCCUUAUGCCCUUUGCAUAUUUCUUCACUGAGUCCGAGGGCUUUGCUGGCUCCAGAAAGGGUGUCCUGGGCCGUGUUUAUGAGACGGUGGUGAUGUUGAUGCUCCUCACACUGCUGGUGCUGGGUAUGGUGUGGGUGGCAUUAGCCAUUGUGGACAACAACAAGGCCAGCAGAGAGUCACUCUAUGACUUCUGGGAGUAUUAUCUCCCCUACCUCUACUCAUGCAUCUCCUUCCUUGGGGUUCUUCUACUCCUGGUGUGUACUCCACUGGGUCUUGCCCGAAUGUUCUCGGUCACUGGGAAGCUGCUGGUCAAGCCCCGGCUGCUGGAAGACUUGGAGGAGCAGCUGUACUGCUCAGCCUUUGAAGAAGCAGCCCUGACCCGCAGGAUUUGUAAUCCUACUUCCUGCUGGCUGCCUUUAGACAUGGAGCUGUUACACAGACAGGUCCUGGCUCUGCAGACACAGAGGGUCCUGCUGGAGAAGCGGCGGAAGGCUUCAGCCUGGCAGCGGAACCUGGGCUACCCCCUGGCCAUGCUGUGCUUGCUGGUGUUGACAGGCCUGUCUGUACUCAUUGUGGCCAUCCACAUCCUGGAGCUGCUCAUCGAUGAGGCUGCCAUGCCCCGAGGCAUGCAGGGUGCCUCCCUAGGCCAGGUCUCCUUCUCCAAGCUGGGCUCCUUUGGUGCCGUUAUUCAGGUUGUACUCAUCUUUUACCUAAUGGUGUCCUCAGUUGUGGGGUUCUAUAGCUCUCCCCUCUUCCGGAGCCUGCGGCCCAGAUGGCAUGACACCACCAUGACACAGAUAAUUGGGAACUGUGUCUGUCUCCUGGUCCUAAGCUCAGCACUUCCUGUCUUUUCUCGAACCCUGGGGCUCACUCGCUUUGACCUGCUGGGUGACUUUGGACGCUUCAACUGGCUGGGCAAUUUCUACAUUGUGUUCCUCUACAACGCAGCCUUUGCAGGCCUCACCACACUCUGUCUGGUGAAGACCUUCACUGCCGCUGUGCGAGCAGAGCUGAUCCGGGCCUUUGGGCUGGACAGACUGCCGCUGCCUGUCUCCGGUUUCCCCCGGGCAUCUAGGAAGACCCAGCACCAAUGACCUCCAGCUGGGGGUGGGAGGGAAAAAGCUGGACACUGCCAUCUGCUGCCUAGGCCUGGAGGGAAGCCCAAGGGUAGUUGGGCCGCAGGACCUGGAAUCUGAGAGGGUGGGUGGCAGAGGGGAACUGAGCCAUCUGCACUGUUGCAUAAUCUGAGCCAGAGUUUAGGACCAGGACUCCCUGCUUUUCCAUAUUUAACUGUGGCCUCAGCAUGGGGUAGGGCUGGGUGACUGGGUCUGGCCCUGGUCCCAAAUCCGUUUACACAUCAAUCUGCCUCAUUGCUGUUCUGGGCUGUGCCCAUAGCCAUGUUUACAUGAUCUGAUGUGCAAUAGGGUGGGAGGGGGCAGGGGAAGGACUGGGCCAGGGCAGGCUUGUGGGGGUGGAUUGUCUCGCUUGCCUCUGGCCCAGCAGAGCCUAAGCACUGUGCUAUCCUGGAGGGGCUUUGGACCACCAGAAAGACCAAGGGCAUAGGGAGGAGAAGGAGGCUUCACCCAUCAGCAAUAAAGUUGAUCGCAGGGUUUGCUUUGUUUUUUUAAAGAA